UAUGAACCUUGGAUUGUCACCUGGAAGUCAUACCAUAAAGUACGCAGAUAAAUGUCUCAAGCGACGUCUACAGAAGCAGCAACGCCAACAACAACUUCCAUUUAUCAAAUUCUCAGUUAAAAGGCGCAGACUUGUUCUGAAACAGGAGCGUUCGAUUAACCAGGGAGCUCUUGAAGCCUUAGAAGGUGUUUCAUAUCAAUCUGAAGUUGGCCAUUCCUCCAGUGUUGAUAUUGAGAAACUUCCAGAUGCUGUCCCGCGUGGCAAUUUCAAACCCGUGAAAGUUGAAAUUGGACAACCUACAAUCAUAGCCAUAGACCUGGAAACUACAGACCUGAUACGUGGUUCUGUUAUGCCGCACAUCACACAGCUGGCAGCAGUGGAGGUAAAGUCUGGUGUCCAGUUUGCAGUUUACACAAAACCAAAGAUGGCAGUUACAUCUGAAGCCCAAAGGGUAACUGGAAUAUGUGUUGAUGACAACGGCGAUAUAGUUGUGAAUGGAAAUCUGGUAGAGUCUAUUCAUAUUCAGUCUGCCAUUGAGAAGCUGUGCAGGUGGCUUGACCAGUUUUCCAAUGUGUUUCUCAUUGCUCAUAACGGAAGGAGAUUUGACUUUCCAAUUCUCAUGACAGCUGUACAGAAAACCAAAACCACAGAUGUCUUUUUCAAAUCAGUAUUUGGCUUUGUCGAUAGUUUGUCUGUGUUUAGAAAGAAGUACCCUGGAGAGUCAUUAAAACAGGAAGACCUUGCACGACAACAUCUUGGUAUGACAUACAAUGCCCACAAUGCAGAGGCUGAUGUUGAGGCUCUUGGACAUCUUCUAAAACUAUGAGAAGUGUCUGAUCUCCUAAACUUCAGUUUUUCUCCUGUGGCUGUGAAAAAUUCUUUACUGUUCAAUUGUGAAAAAUCGAAAAAUCUGCGCUCCUUUGAUCCAUUAAUAAGCAAGGGGAUAUGCAAACGUCCUACAGCAGAAAACAUUGCUGGCUCUGGUUUGAGUGUUGAACAUCUGAAAGUUAUAUUUAGGCACUCAGGUGAAGAUGGACUUAGAAAUACAUUUACAGCUGUAAACUGUGAUGGCUUACCGAGAGUAACAAACUCAAAAAAAGUUCUGGAGGAAACUGUUCCCAAGUUUUGUCAGUAUUUUUCAUCAAAUGUACCUUCAUAGACAUAGGUACUUGUAUGAAUAAUCUGUGAUUCAGAAAGUACAUUAAUUGAAUCAUCAUUGAUGACAUGCUGAUUAGUAUAUUUGUGAAGUAUUUGCAUUUUGAUUAUGAUUUUUACUUGGUGUAUAAAAACCAAGAUUUAGUCUUUUAUGGAAAACAAACAUAUGCUGCCAAAUAUGUAAUUUUCUUGCAUACAAGACCAAGAUUUCCGGUAUUUUUGCUGGUGAUGGAAAUUCUAUCCUGCACCUCGGGGUGUCAGACGACUGUUGUGCUAUGAUUGAUGUAUAUUUCUCAAUUCAAGAAACACUGUUUUAUCAAAAAAUACAGAAAGUUAGGCAGAAACUGAUAAAAUAAAACUGGAACUAGA
This is a messenger RNA of Mercenaria mercenaria, 1524 nucleotides long. RefSeq lists its product as uncharacterized. The record is from RefSeq and is a predicted model, not a curated record. The transcript has 3 exons. Gene Ontology annotation, molecular function: nucleic acid binding; 3'-5'-DNA exonuclease activity. NCBI's taxonomy places the organism in Eukaryota, Metazoa, Mollusca, Bivalvia, Venerida, Veneridae. Gene Ontology annotation, cellular component: cytoplasm. Gene Ontology annotation, biological process: DNA catabolic process. The coding region runs from base 2 to 826 and encodes 274 amino acids.